This is a messenger RNA of Cyclopterus lumpus (lumpfish), 1686 nucleotides long. RefSeq lists its product as uncharacterized. The transcript is spliced from 7 exons. Gene Ontology annotation, biological process: regulation of transcription by RNA polymerase II; cellular response to lipopolysaccharide. NCBI's taxonomy places the organism in Eukaryota, Metazoa, Chordata, Actinopteri, Perciformes, Cyclopteridae. The record is from RefSeq and is a predicted model, not a curated record. Bases 137 to 1309 code for a protein of 390 amino acids.
UUUCCUCUUUUGCUACGUAUCAAUACUGACGACACUAUUUACUUUCCACCACAUCCUCAGCAAGCUUUGCCCCGUGUCUGGAGCAGCAUUCAUAAUUUCUUUGACACUUUAUGAAGAUUUGAACUUUUCAACAAUCAUGGAUGGAGAUGCGUUGUCUUUGUCGUCUGUCUCAUCAUUAUCAUCCUCAGGAGCGACAGGAACACAGAAAGAUACCUCACCAAAGAACGACAGCAGCCUCCAUCAGAGUCAACAGGAUCAAAAAUCAACUGAAGUAUUAUGGACGGAGGAUGUGAGUCCCGUGGGUGGCAGCAGGCUGCUGUCCACUGAGGAGCAGGUCACUCUAAUCACUGAGAGUAUGACUAUCACCUCGACUGACCAGGAGAAACUGCUGCUGCUCAACAAGAACACUGAGCUCCGCCGAGUCAACAAAGAGCUGAUGAAGCUGAAUGAGGACUGGGACCAGGUCUAUCGCAGAGCCACGCUAGGUCUCCAGCACAGACUGGAGGUGUUGGAGCUGGAGACCACCGCUGUCAAACAGCUCAACGGCAGCCUGUUGCUCAAAGUCGAGCAUCUGCAGAGGGCAAAGGAGUACUAUGAGCAGGCGUUGAUGCAGGAGCUGAAGAAGAACCAGGAGCUGUAUGAAUACAUCGGAUUGAUGGAAAACAGGAUUCACCACCCAGACAGAGACGGCACACCUGCCAAACAGGGCAGCUUCAGUGCUGUGAUCCGCGGCCCUGUGACAGAGCCCGCCUCUAAUCCUUCAGAUCUGUCACCCAGUCACGUCUUUGGAUACAACCCCUCAUCCUCCCCUUCCACAGCUUCUUCCAGCCCAGGGGCUGGGCGUCAGGGAAAAAGCCAAAGUAGAAGUAGCCCACUGGGAGCACUGGGAGACUCCCAGGGAGAAGUGCAGGAUCUAAAAGAGCAGCUUGAGGCACUGCAUUGUCAGCAGACCCAGAUAUAUGAAGCAGAAUAUCAGACUGAGCAUACCGACCACAAACACACACUCCAGGAGAACCGGAGGCUGAAGAAGAAGAGAGAGGAGACGCGCCAACAGGUGGCGCUAAUGCAAGAGCAGCUCAAGGUUUAUGAGGAUGACUUCCGCCGGGAGCGGUCGGACAAACAGAUGCUGCAGCGGCUAUUGAUGAAGAAAACGCCUCCAAACAAGGACCCUGUGCUUAUCCACCGCUGCAAUAAUGAGCAACAGCCACCAGGAGGAGACAAGAGGACACAAAGUGGAGAGAAAAGAAAACAGCACCACCCACUCUGCCAAAAGCACACAAACAGGGAAAAAGACUCAGUCCAAGUUUAGACCUACAUUUUUAGUUGUCCUUAAUACUCACUGACACAACUUUUAUCUGAUUAAUAACUAAUUGAUAUUUAUGUUUAUGGUAAUAGCCCAACAGGAUCACAUCUGAGUUAAAAGGAAUUGUUUGUUCUUUUAGGGUUCUGCUUUCUACCCUACAUAAUAAAUGCAGUGUUUUACUGUACUAUCCUUACCAUAAAGGUUGCCAGGUUUGGUACCUACAUAUCAUUAAUAUAUUUAACAUAUGUUCUUUAAUAUAUCUCUUUCUAAUAUACUGUAUACUUUUCUUCAUAGGUAAUGUUUUAGUUUACUCCGACUUUGAUUACUAUACAUUUGUUAUAUAUACAAAAUAAUAGAUAAUAAAUGAUAAUAAUCGUUAUGAA